Messenger RNA from Plasmodium gallinaceum, 495 nucleotides. RefSeq names its product V-type proton ATPase 16 kDa proteolipid subunit, putative. The transcript is spliced from 5 exons. The coding region runs from base 1 to 495 and encodes 164 amino acids. Gene Ontology annotation, molecular function: proton-transporting ATPase activity, rotational mechanism. Gene Ontology annotation, cellular component: proton-transporting V-type ATPase, V0 domain. The record is from RefSeq and is a predicted model, not a curated record. Gene Ontology annotation, biological process: proton transmembrane transport. NCBI's taxonomy places the organism in Eukaryota, Apicomplexa, Aconoidasida, Haemosporida, Plasmodiidae.
AUGCGAACAUGUGAUCCUAACUCAGCUUUUUUUGGAUAUAUGGGGAUUGCUGCAUCUUCAAUCUUUUCAAAUUUGGGGGCAGCAUUUGGUACUGCUAAAAGUGGAGUAGGAGUGUGUAGUGUUGGUGUGAUGAGACCUGAUUUAGUUAUGAAGUCGAUAUUACCUGUAAUUAUGUCUGGUGUUUUGGGAAUUUAUGGAAUUAUUAUGUCUAUUCUUAUUAAAGGAAGAAUUUCAAUUGAUACUUAUUCAACUUAUUUGGGGUAUGCUCAUUUAUCAUCAGGAUUAAUAGUUGGAUUAAGUUCAUUAGCUGCUGGAUUAGCUAUUGGUAUUGUUGGUGAUGCAGGUGUAAGAGCAAAUGCACAACAAAAUAGAUUAUUCAUGGGAUUGAUAUUAAUUCUCAUUUUUUCUGAAGCUUUGGCAUUAUAUGGUUUAAUUAUAGGUAUUUAUAUUACAAUGUCAGACACUCCUGCUCUUUGCGAGUCUUACAUAAAAUAA